This is a messenger RNA of Eptesicus fuscus (big brown bat), 886 nucleotides long. It is a transcript of the gene FAAP20, whose product is annotated as FA core complex associated protein 20. The transcript has 4 exons. NCBI's taxonomy places the organism in Eukaryota, Metazoa, Chordata, Mammalia, Chiroptera, Vespertilionidae. Gene Ontology annotation, molecular function: K63-linked polyubiquitin modification-dependent protein binding; ubiquitin binding. Bases 31 to 600 code for a protein of 189 amino acids. Gene Ontology annotation, biological process: DNA damage response. The record is from RefSeq and is a predicted model, not a curated record.
UUUCCGCCGGACGCGCGAGCUCUGGGGACGAUGGAGGCGCCGCGGAGGCCUCGGCUUCGGCUGAGCCGCCGGAGGCUGCCCUCCGGGGGCGGGCCCCCGAGGCCCCGCCCCCGGUCCCCCCAGGACAGCGACGGCGCCGGCGAGCGCGCGCGGCUGUGGGCCGAGCUGCUGCGCACGGUGAGCGCGGACCUGGGUGUGGACGGCGAGCUGCCGCCGCUGCCCGCCUUUCCCGCCGAGGAGCCCAGGCUGGACCCCGCGCGCGCCGCGCCCCCCGAGGUGUUCACCGUGGGAUCCGAGACCUUCUCCUGGACGCCCUUCCCGCCGGCCCCGCGGGGGGCAGAGGGCCCCGGCUGCUCCUACCGGGUGCUCCGCGGGGCCGGCGGGCGCCCGGGGUCCCCCGCCCCGUCCCUGCCAGGAUGCCCCCCGCCGGAGCCCCGCGAGGCGCCCCCGGUCCCGGAGCGGCCGGCGGGGGGUGGGGCGCAGACUCUGCAGAGCUGCCCCAUGUGCCAGGCCGACUUCGCACCCGGGCUGGCCCAGCUGGACAUCGACAGCCACCUCGCCCAGUGCCUGGCGGACAGCACAGAGGACGUGGAGUGGUGAGUGCCCGCAUGUCGCCUGCCAGGACCACUGCCCUGCACAGCCCGAGAGAAAACCGAAGCUACACAUCAAAACAUGCCACUGUGGCCUGGCCGGCGUGGCUCAGUGGUUGAGCAUCGACCUGUGAACCAGGAGGUCACGGUUCGAUUCCCAGGUCAGGGCACAGGCCCAGGUUGUGGGCUCCAUCCCCAGUGUGGGGCGUGCAGGAGGCAGCUGAUCAGUGAUUCUCAUCAUUGAUGUGUCUACCUCUUCCUUCCUCUCUGAAAUCAAUUAAAAUAUAUUUUUAAAA